Batrachochytrium dendrobatidis JAM81 is the source of this 844-nucleotide messenger RNA. Its product is annotated as proteasome core particle subunit alpha 3. The record is from RefSeq and is a predicted model, not a curated record. The transcript is spliced from 5 exons. Bases 1 to 744 code for a protein of 247 amino acids. NCBI's taxonomy places the organism in Eukaryota, Fungi, Chytridiomycota, Chytridiomycetes, Rhizophydiales. Gene Ontology annotation, cellular component: proteasome core complex; proteasome core complex, alpha-subunit complex; nucleus. Gene Ontology annotation, biological process: proteasomal protein catabolic process; ubiquitin-dependent protein catabolic process.
AUGGCGCGACGAUACGACUCUCGUACAACCAUCUUCUCGCCUGAAGGCCGACUUUUCCAGGUCGAAUAUGCCAUGGAAGCCAUCUCUCAUGCUGGCACUGCUCUCGGUGUUCUUUCCACUGAGGGUAUUGUUCUUGCUGCUGAGCGCAAGACCAGCAGCAAGUUGCUGGAAAACAUCUCUCGAGAGAAGAUUUACAGGCUGAACGACACUACUUGCUGUGCAGUUGCAGGUUUGAAUGCAGAUGCCAAUACUCUGAUUAGCUACUGUCGUGUUCAGGCACAAAAAUACUUGUUUCGUUUCAAUGAGCCAAUCCCUGUUGAGCAGCUUGUUCAGAAUCUGUGUGAUAUGAAACAAGGCUAUACCCAAUAUGGCGGUCUUCGUCCAUUUGGUGUAUCACUUCUUUAUGGUGGUUACGAUGAGCACUUUGGCUUCCAGCUGUACCAUUCCGAUCCAUCUGGAAACUACAGUGGAUGGAAAGCCAUGUGUAUCGGUGCAAACUCUACAAAUGCCACUAGCUUACUCAAGCAGGACUACAAAGAGGAAAUGACUUUGAAAGAAGCCAAAGCACUUGCAAUCAAGGUACUUGCCAAGAGCAUGGACUCGACCACACUUGGAAGCGACAAGCUUGAAUUUGCCACACUUUCUCGAGGACCAAAGGGAAAUAUUGUGUAUCAUGCUUUUACUCCUCAAGAGAUUGACGCAUUGAUUCAAGAAGAAGGCUUGCUUACAAAUCCACAAACCUAAAUGCUGAUAUUCAAUUUUGGAUCUAAACCGUGUUAUCUGGUUAUUGUUAUUCAAAGUGGUUGAAUAAGUUUAUUUCGAUAAUUAAAAGUGCGUGUCUUAU